This is a messenger RNA of Tetranychus urticae (two-spotted spider mite), 1536 nucleotides long. RefSeq names its product Methyltransferase like 4 (gene Mettl4). Gene Ontology annotation, cellular component: nucleus. The record is from RefSeq and is a predicted model, not a curated record. Gene Ontology annotation, molecular function: methyltransferase activity. NCBI's taxonomy places the organism in Eukaryota, Metazoa, Arthropoda, Arachnida, Trombidiformes, Tetranychidae.
UACAAUAGUCAGCUGUUUAGCAUUGCAAAAGUUUGGAAUCAAAUCCAUCUUAUUUUUAUAAUAUUGUUCUGAGCUUCUAAAUCAAUGAAAGUUUAUUUUAAUUGUGUCUAGACUGUUAUAAUUCGUAAACGAUGUCCAAAAUUUUAAUGAGAUAUUCUCAUUUACAAAAAAGAUGGAUUAAAACAUGGUUUUAAUGACUUUUAACGCUGCUCUGAAAGAAGGCAUUUUAAUAAAUUUGCUAGAGCUUAUUGAUAAUUGAAGUUUCUGCAAUCCACAAUAAUGCGUUUUUGGACCGUUGAUUUGUAUUCAAUCGGAAUCAAUGAACUUGGAACUGGAGUUGCUAUCGUGUUGGAUCAUUUAAUGGAUUAUUGGCAAGACUGUGGCCUUAAGCUGGAUCCUGCAUUGUUUGAAAUCAAUCUACCUUUUUAUAUGGAAUCAGAAAGAUGGUGGCAAAAGGAAGAUUUUAAUCAGAAAAAAGUUUCAGAUCGUCAAACGUACCUGGCUUGCCUUUCGGAAAAAGAAUUAAAAUUGAUUGAAUGGAUGAAAAACAAAGUGAACCCGAGCCUGUCCAAUAUUAAUGACGACGACAAUUCAAUGGCUAAAACUAAGGCUAGACAAAUUCAUCUGCGUUCCUCUGGUAUCAACUCUAUACCUGGCGAUAAAAUCUGCAGCAAUUUAACAAACAAUCUUCUAAUUACUAGAAUAGCCUUUCAAAAUUAUAUCAUUCCUAAAAUGAGCUGUUUCAUAUAUUCAGAUGUUCAAAUUGGUCUCAAUAUUUUCAUGGAUUCACUGGUAAACUCAAAGGAUAUUAUUGGAGAAUCCGGAAAAUUCUUAAUUAUCAUUGAUCCACCGUGGGAAAAUAAAUCGGUUAAACGGAAAAGAAACUAUAAUAGUCAAGGCCCAGAUGAAAUUUUGCAAGCUUUCGCAUUAUUAGAAAAAAUUUGUAAACUUCUAAAUGAUCGAAAACUCGAUGUUCGUGUGGCUUUAUGGACAACUCAAAAAUACAAACAAUUUUGUCUCGAUCAUUUAUUACCCGCUAUGAAUAUGAAACUUGAAAUGUGUCUCCUUUGGCAUAAAAUCACUAAAUCAUGGGAAAGCAGUAAAAUUCGUGGUGGACGUGAAUAUUUAUUAAUCGGAUCUCAAAAAGGCAGACAAAAUGUACUUGAUGGAGUCUUAAUUUCAAUACCAAGUGCCAUUCAUUCUCAUAAGCCUCCAAUUGAUUUUAAUUUUCCUUGGUUACAAGAUGAAUCUACAAAUCAAUUUUUUCAGCAAACUAAUGAAACCAAAAUACUUACAGAGUCACUUCGUCAUGAUGUAUUACCAAGAUUGAAAGGUAUAGAGCUUUAUGCUCGCUAUUUGAGGCCAAAUUUUCUAUCCAUCGGCCAUGAGUGUAUAAAACUACAAUGUAGUGAUAUUUUUAGCCAUUAAUUGCCAAAAUCGCCUUUUUAACAAAAGCUUUUAAAGAAAACGAAAUUUCAAAUUCUACAAGAAUUGUAUAUAUUUUCACAAAAAGAUUUUUAAAUGGUUUAACUUUUA